UAUAUAUAUAUUUGUAAAAUCUUAAUUGUUGGAUCGAUCGAUGGAUUCCAGUAGGAGAGCGGUGGAAUCGUAUUGGAGGUCACGGGCGAUUGAUGGCGCGACAUCGGACGAAGACAAGGUGACUCCAGUUUACAAAUUGGAGGAGAUAUGCGAACUGCUUCGAUCUUCACAUAGCAGUAUUGUUAAAGAAAUCUCCGAAUUCAUCUUGAAGCGUCUCCAACAUAAAAGCCCUAUUGUCAAACAGAAGGCUUUGAGAUUGAUCAAGUAUGCAGUGUUGAAAUCCGGUGCAGAAUUCAGACGGGAAAUGCAAAGGAAUUCAGUAGCUAUACGCCAAUUAAUUCACUACAAGGGCCAGGCAGAUCCUUUGAAGGGUGAUGCACCAAAUAAGGCUGUGCGGGAAAUGGCCCAGGAGGCUUUGUCAUCUAUAUUUUCUGCUGAUGAGGAUAAACCAGCACCUUCAAAAACACUUGGUAGUCGGAUCCAAGGGUUUGGUAAUACCAACUUUGAAAUGUCGUCGGACGACAAGAAGUCAUUUCUUAGUGAGGUGGUUGGUCUUGGUAGUGCUACAAUAAAACAGGGAUUGAGUAGUUUAGCAGAAGGCCGGUCCAUUAAAAAUAAUGACACUGGAAGUUACAAGAGACCAACUCUUCGAAGGUCUUUGACUGGAGAAACUAUUGACUCGGAUGAAUAUGAAGGGGUUGGACAUCGCAGUAAAGCUCUGAACACUUCUCAGUUCUCAGUCAAUGCGACUGGUGGGAGUUGGGGGCAGGAUUUGAGAACGAACCAGAUAGAAAUGAGCAAUGGGGACUCUGGCUCAAGUUAUGGGGAGAGUAAGACUCGUGAAGAGAGGUUACUGGAGACGAUAGUAACAUCUGGUGGUGUCCGUUUACAACCCACUCGGGAUGCCCUUCAUGUGUUUCUUCGGGAGGCCUCAAAGUUGGAUGCAUUGGUUCUAAGUCAUGCCCUUGAAUCAAAGCUUCAAUCACCUUUGUGGCAGGUAUGGUUUUUAUGCUUCAGUACCGUUUUGAAAACAUGUAUAAAUACAAUCAACUUUGCACCGAUACUUGUUCAUCUGAUUGAAAAUUUUGUUUGUGAUGGUUAA
Molecule: messenger RNA, 1102 nt
Organism: Ilex paraguariensis (yerba mate)
Lineage: Eukaryota; Viridiplantae; Streptophyta; Magnoliopsida; Aquifoliales; Aquifoliaceae
Source: the annotation of a GenBank genome assembly